AUGGCCUCAGCCCACACCACCCUCCUGCCUGCCUUCAGGCUCUGUCAGUGCAUACUUUUGGCACUCGGAGGGUCUUUCCCUUGUGUCCUCCUCCAUAUGGUCCACCAGAUAAGCUGGUUGAGAGCCCAGCACCAGAAUCAGACUGACUUGGCUUUGAAUCCCAGCUCUGCCAUACACCAGUUGUCUGACCUUGGAUCAGUUCAUUUGCUUCUUUCAGUUUCAGAUUGCUCAUCUGAAUGA
Molecule: messenger RNA, 240 nt
Organism: Orycteropus afer afer
Lineage: Eukaryota; Metazoa; Chordata; Mammalia; Tubulidentata; Orycteropodidae
Source: RefSeq, a predicted model, not a curated record